CAAAAGUGAAGUGUUUAUAGACAGAUCCAACAAUGGACUUCUCUGAAAAUACAUUCAAGAACUAUUACUACCCUGAAAAUAAAGAUGAAUCAAGCGAUGAAGAAGGUACAGCUGGUUUCAAAGUAAAACAGAUCCUCGCAAAGAAACGUUCAGGAAAUGAUAUCGAUAGCUUUUUCGAACGUCCUAAAAAGCAGAGUAAGAUCCUGAAACGGUCUUCGAUUGUAAGCAAAAGUUCGGAGGACGGUGUUGCAAACUUAUCAUCGGGGCAAGACGACGGAGCAUAUGCAUCCCAUUUUAUUAAAAUUGAGAUUUAUGAUGCACAAAAAAUUAAAAAAAUACCACCCAUGGAACAAUGGAAGCACGCGGACAUCAGAUUAAAAUAUUUUGCGUUGGAAGAUGAUGCAGAACUACAAAGUACGCGAAAUAUUAUAUAUAACAUUACAAAACAAUUAGCUUCUAAGGAUAGUUGUGUGAAAUAUUUUAUAGACAAUAAGAAACCGUGAUAUUUAUAAUUGUUAAUGAUAGUAGUAAUCUUAAGUUAUAGUGUUUAGGUAUUCUUAUCUUUCCUUAUAGUAACUUGAAUUCAUUUUCCUUGUAAGAGAUUCUUUUAAAAUGUUUUGUAAUUUCCGUAUGUCAUAAAACAAUAAAAAUGUUAAGAAAUAAAUAAUAUAAUAGCUUGAGAAAUUCGAAAAGUAACAUUUUUAAAUUGUAUACAAAAGUAUUAAGAGAUAACAAUAGCUUUUGUUAUCUUUCCUAGUUACGAGUUAAGUAGCUCCAUUUUUCUUUGUAAAAGAUUAUUUUGUAUUAUACCCAAUUACAACACGUUAUAAUUAGGUGAAUCCCUGGUGUUAUCUUUCCUGUUAAUGAGUAAAGACCAUUUCGCUGUAAAAGAUUAUCUUGCAUUGUAUCGCAAUACAACACGUUUUAAUUUUGAUAAUUUUUAUAUGGAAAGUAUUGCCAAACUGUUUAUGACUUAAGUAAAUUUCCUUGUAAGAUAUUCUUUUACAUUGUUUCAUGUUCCAAACAAAAUAAAUAUGAACUAAAAUUGUAUCAAAUGUCUGUAGUUUU
Leguminivora glycinivorella is the source of this 1068-nucleotide messenger RNA. RefSeq lists its product as uncharacterized. Lineage: Eukaryota; Metazoa; Arthropoda; Insecta; Lepidoptera; Tortricidae. The record is from RefSeq and is a predicted model, not a curated record. Bases 33 to 503 code for a protein of 156 amino acids. The transcript is spliced from 2 exons.